This is a messenger RNA of Cicer arietinum (chickpea), 964 nucleotides long. RefSeq lists its product as uncharacterized. The record is from RefSeq and is a predicted model, not a curated record. Lineage: Eukaryota; Viridiplantae; Streptophyta; Magnoliopsida; Fabales; Fabaceae.
AUCAAUCCCACACGUUAAUCCCAAUACAUAAUUGAAGAAUCUAUAUAGUUUAAACUAUAAAGUACUUCAAGCAAGGAUAGAUUAUUUUUUCUUAUUCCAAAAGUUGUGACAAAAUUGAAAGUUCGAAACGAUACUCAAUAUGUCAACAAAAGGGUCCUCGAUAACUAUGAAAUUCAAAGGUGUUGUUGAUGUAGUUCGUGCUAGCAGAUUCAAAUCAAGCUAUGUUGGACUUCAAAUUCAAAGGAACAUUCCAAUUGUGUCACAAGCUAGGCUUGAAAGUAGUUAUUGGAUGCAACAUAGUUUGCAAUUCUUCAGCACCAAAAACAACACAAGCACUAAUGCAAAUAGAUUAAAGAAAGAUGAGGUUCAACCUGAAGCCCCAGCUUCAAUCUCCACCUUCUCUUCUUGGUUUAAAUGGGCUUUGUGUUCAUUACUUUCUCUCGUGCUACCUUUUUUGAGAUAUAAUUGGAGAAAAUUACAGAGAAUAGAAGAGGCAGUGGUUGUGGUGGAAGAGGUUGAAAAAGUGGCAGAAGUGGUGGAAAAGGUGGCAGAAGUAGCAGAGAAGGUAUCUGAAGAUGUAGCAGAGAUGCUUCCUGAGGAUGGUAAGCUAAAGAAAGUAGCAUUAGUGGUAGAAAAUGCAUCAGAACAGGCUGCUCAUGGUGCUAAACUAACAGAAGACUUCAUACACAAAGUUGAAGAAGUCACUAAUGACAUGGAGGAUUUAGAAUCAUUCGUUGAACCAAUAAUUGACAAGAUUGUGAAGAAAGAAACAACAAAAAACUAAUUACAAAAUUAAAUAAAUAAUCUUUGUUGUGCAUCGUUGUUUGUUUGUAUUAAAGUAAUUUAUUGCUGCUGCUUUGGUGUGCCGUGUGUCGAUUUGUAGUGCAUCAAAUGUUUAACUAAUUGUAACUGAAAUACCAUUCCCUGAAAAUACAUGAAUUCAUUUAAAGGACCCUAGUCAAAA